GGACAGCAGCAGGAGGCAAAGGACACAUGAAGCAACAGACGACGACACUUCUCCAGGCCUCGAUACCUUCAUGUCAAUCCAACACCUCACCUCCCCCCUCUCCGAAUUCCCACCCGUUCGCCACCACCGAUAAACUCAUCAAGGAUCCUCCUAUUGACCCCCUUCAAGACCUCCACAGAUGGCCUACUCCUUCGGAGGUGGUAGAGGAAAUGAGAGCCAUAGGGAAGAUAUCCAUACCGACAGCUUUAACAGGCCUAAUCAUCUACCUUCGUGCCAUGAUCUCCAUGCUGUUCCUCGGUUACCUCGGGGAGCUUGAGCUGGCGGGAGGCUCGCUCUCCAUCGGGUUCGCCAACAUCACGGGUUACUCGGUCCUCUCCGGCCUCGCCAUGGGCAUGGAGCCCAUCUGCGGCCAGGCCUUCGGCGCCAGGCAACGCAAGCUCCUCGGCCUCACCCUCCAGAGAACCGUUCUCCUCCUCCUGUGCACCUCGGUACCAAUCUCCCUGCUCUGGCUCAACAUGAGGAGGAUCCUGCUGUGGUGCGGCCAGGACGAGCAAAUAUCCUCCACCGCUCAGACCUUCAUUGCCUUCGCCAUCCCUGACCUCUUCUUCUUAUCGUUUCUGCACCCGAUGAGGAUCUAUCUGAGGUCACAGAACAUCACCUUUCCGGUCACCUACUGCUCGUUCGUCUCGGUCGUCCUUCAUGUGCCGCUGAACUAUAUUCUCGUGGUGCACUGGAAGAUGGGGGUCGCCGGGGUGGCCUUCGCAAUGGUGUGGACUAACCUGAAUCUCUUCAUCUGCCUGCUGCUGUUUAUACUGUUCUCGAGGGUGUACAAGGACUCCUGGGUCAGCCCCAGCAGCGACUGCCUCAGGGGGUGGUCGGAGCUGCUUAAGCUGGCCAUACCGACAUGCGUGUCGGUGUGUCUCGAGUGGUGGUGGUACGAACUCAUGAUAAUGAUGUGUGGCCUACUCCUCAAUCCCAAAGCUACGGUAGCUUCCAUGGGGAUCCUCAUCCAAACCACCUCGUUGGUGUACGUCUUCCCAUCCGCCUUGAGCCUCGGGGUGUCGACCCGGGUGGGGAACGAACUGGGGGGGAAUCGCCCCGCCAAAGCUCGGACGGCGACCAUCGUGUCGCUGGCCGCGGCCGUCCUGCUCGGCCUGGCGGCGAUGACCUUCACCACCUCGAUCAGGCACCGGUGGGGCAGGCUGUUCACCGACGACGCCGAGAUUCUGGAGCUGACCGCGGUGGCUCUGCCGAUCGCCGGGCUCUGCGAGCUGGGGAAUUGCCCGCAGACCACCGGCUGUGGGGUGCUGCGAGGGAGUGCGAGGCCGAGCACCGGCGCCAACAUCAACCUUGGCUCGUUCUACCUGGUGGGCGCCCCGGUCGCCAUCUUGUUGGGCUUCGUCAUGGGGAUGGGGUUCCCGGGGCUGUGGCUGGGGUUGCUGGCGGCGCAGGCAUCAUGCGCACUGCUCAUGGCCUUCGCCCUCUUCAACACAGAUUGGAUGGUGGAGGCUGAGAAAGCCAAAGCAUUAACAGAUUCUUCUUCUUCUUCUUCAUCUAUCAUUCCUAAGGCUGUCGGUAGCAGUGGCAUAACUACCGCUAACACGGCAGCUGCCACUGAAGAUUCAAAGCAGACAGCAGCGAUCUUGGAGGAGAUCGUGUGCAUCGGUGGCGACGAGAGGCGAGUCGUGGCAUCAGAAGCAGAUCCACUCAUAUCUCGAGUGGAGUGAGUAUGGUGGAUGUGAAUAUUUUUGGUGAAGCCUCAUGUACAAGUGAGACUACUUUGUUCCUUUGCCUCACCCCUUCGUUUUCUUUGUAUCUUUUGAUUCUAAUGUGGUGUACGGGUUGAGACCACACGUGGAAUGCACUCCCGCAUCUCUGCAUCA
This is a messenger RNA of Musa acuminata AAA Group (dessert banana), 1883 nucleotides long. RefSeq names its product protein DETOXIFICATION 48-like. Bases 27 to 1727 code for a protein of 566 amino acids. The record is from RefSeq and is a predicted model, not a curated record. Gene Ontology annotation, biological process: xenobiotic detoxification by transmembrane export across the plasma membrane. Gene Ontology annotation, cellular component: membrane. Lineage: Eukaryota; Viridiplantae; Streptophyta; Magnoliopsida; Zingiberales; Musaceae. The transcript is spliced from 2 exons. Gene Ontology annotation, molecular function: antiporter activity; xenobiotic transmembrane transporter activity.